This is a messenger RNA of Closterium sp. Naga37s-1, 1353 nucleotides long. Lineage: Eukaryota; Viridiplantae; Streptophyta; Zygnematophyceae; Desmidiales; Closteriaceae. The record is from the annotation of a GenBank genome assembly.
AUGGCUUCUACCAACUCCAAUGCUGGUGGUGUUGAAGGCAACAACUCCCAUGCUGAUCUUGAAGCUUCUGUGCAGAAAAUUGAUUUGAACAACAUGGAUGAGGAGAUGGCUGAAAAGGAUCCUGGUGAAAACUCCCCUGCUAAGGACCCUCCAGCUGCUGAAAAUUCUAAGGGGCAGGAAGAGGAGUCUCAGGAGGAUGACAUUGAGUUGGAAGGGGAGGAUGACAUUCUGCAUGCUGAACUUGCUAAGCUGCAGGAUCAUGCUGUUGAGAAGGAUACGCGCAUCCAGCUGCAGCAGUCACUUAUUACCAACCUCACGAGAGAGCUCUCUGACCAGGACAACAAAAUCAAGUACCUGGAAGUUGAGCUUAAAAACAUGAAGCAUGAUGCGCGGGAGCACGUUCAUCAGAUGGCGAGGCAGACUUCAAAGACCAACGAGCUGCGCGAGGCUUUCAGUGCCCUCCGAAGGGAGACCAUGUAUCGCCCUGCACCACGAGCGGACCCGCAUGCCAACUCUGCUAGCGGUCGCACCAACCCUUCUCGCUCUGGUGGUGUGGCGGGUGACCCGGACCUUCUACGCAACGCGCUGCUGAGCCGAACACACGACGCUCGCGUCGUCGCUGCCACCACCGUGCUGGACCAGAAUGCACAGCGAGUGGUGUAUGGCAGCAAGAUCCAGGCUGAGGUGGAUAGGAAGCCGUUUGGGUGGGAGGAAUUCGCAUCUGCACUCAAGCAAGCUUUCCAGGUCCAGCCGACCCAGCUGGAGGUGCGCAUCCGCCUUGAGAAGCUGCAGUGCGGGAACCGCACAGUGCAGCAGUACGAUGUGGAGUUCGAGGAGAUCUGGGUGCUGCAGAAACCGGCAGAACGCAUGAGCGAGGGUGACAAGAUCCACUUGUUCUUCAGGGGGCUGCCUGAACAUCUCCAGAACAUGCAAAUGACUGAUGGGGCUGGGGAGGCAUGGAGGUCCUACGACCACGUGAAGCGCGUGGUGGGGACCACUGAUAAGCAUUUCCGUGCUUAUGCAAAAACCACCACCCAGCCGCAGCAGGCCCCAAGGCCGUCGUCUAGCCCUGCGGGUCCAAGUGGAAGGCAGCAGGGAAUGUCUUGGAAGGGCAGGAACCACAAGAGGCCCUUCCAGCGGGGGCAGCAGGCUGACCACAAGGCCAAGAAGGUCAACGAGGGUGGACCAAGCAAUGUCCAGAGCUGCUUCAAGUGCGGCAAGCCUGGACACAAGGGCUAUGAGUGCCGCCACCGCAAGUCGGUGAAGUACUCUGGUAAGCCUAAGACGGACAACAGGCGCAAUGACGGCAGUGGUCCCUCGGGCAGCCAGCGGGAUUUUGCAAAGCCCAACUAG